Trifolium pratense (red clover) is the source of this 864-nucleotide messenger RNA. Its product is annotated as WUSCHEL-related homeobox 12-like. NCBI's taxonomy places the organism in Eukaryota, Viridiplantae, Streptophyta, Magnoliopsida, Fabales, Fabaceae. Gene Ontology annotation, molecular function: DNA-binding transcription factor activity. The transcript has a single exon. Gene Ontology annotation, biological process: regulation of developmental process. The record is from RefSeq and is a predicted model, not a curated record. Bases 1 to 864 code for a protein of 287 amino acids.
AUGACAACCCCUUCGAGCGGAGAGAUAAAGAGAAUAUGUGCGCAGUUACAAGAAUUUGGCCCAGUUGGUGAAUCUAAUGUAUUCUACUGGUUUCAGAACCAGAAGUCACGGAAUAAGGAUAAGCACAAGCAAAGACAACCAUACAAUAAGAAGAGUGCUAGAGUAAUAAAAAAAUCGGCAAUUUCUUAUGGUAACGCCGCUUUAAUCCCAACUCAAAACGUCACAGAAACACCUCAUUCAUCUUCAUCAUCUUCCCAUGAUCACCAAAAUGCACCUCCUAGUGAAUUAUUGUUACCUAAUAACAAUGAUGAAUUUGUUGGUUUGAACCAAAACCAAGUUGAUGCUUUUUGUUACAACCCUACUCAAACUGAUCUUCAGCUACCUUCGACUAUAACUCCAUUUUUCUCUGAUCAGCCCGCCGCAGCACCUACUCAAACUGAUCUUCAGCUGCCUACAACACCAUUUUUCUCUGAUGAGCUCCUCAAUAUGAGUCAACCUGCAUUUCCUACUCAAACUGAUCUUCAGCUUCCUACAACACCAUUUUUCUCUGAUGAGCUCCUCAAUGUGAUUCAGCCUGUAUUGGCUCCACAAAUUGUUGAUGUGCCUGAUUUGCUAAAUGAUGAGGACUUUAUGAGUUAUUUGAAUGACCAACAUGAUCAAGGGAAUAAUCAAGAUGAAGGAGCUUCAAUGAAUAUGUUGCAACAAGAAGAAGAACCACAACUGAAUUUUGGGGUUAGUUCAAAUAUAAGCAAUCAUGAUUCAACUGAUCUUGCUCCUCUUCCCCCCAUUACUAUUGAGGCACCUGUUGUUGAUCCAUUCCCCAUUACUCAAUUUCAAGGUAAUCAAUUACAGUUUGUUUACUAA